CUUAAAGUCAAGUACAUGACUGUUACACAACUCCUCUGUUUUAAAAACUUUAAGAUUUUUACAUUUCUUAGCUUUUCUGACAUAUUUCUUUGUUCUUUGCAGAAAAGGUACAGUUUGGCUGUUGGUCCUCCCAAAAAGGUUCCAAAAGUCAAGGGUGUAGAGUCUGCAGCAGUGCAAGCAUUUCUCAGACGGCAAGAAGAAGAAAAAAGGAAAAAAGCACUGGAAGAAAGAAGAAAGAAAGAACAACUCUUGGCUAGACGUAUUGAACUGAAACAUGACAGAAAGGCAAGAGCUAUGGCCUCACGAACAAAGGAUAAUUUUUAUGGCUAUAAUGGCAUUCCUGUGGAAGAGAAGCCUAAAAAGAGGAGGACUUGUGAGAAUGUUGCUCAGGCCCCAGAGGCUGAGUAUGCAACAGAAGAUGAAACUGAGCAACUCGAAUACAGUCAGACUGAAUCUGAGCAUGAGCAAGAAGAAUAUGAAGAGAAACCAUCCAAAGUUGCAGUGAAACCAAAGGCGCCUCCCAAAAGUGCACCAGCACCUCUGAACUUUGCAGAACUCUUAAGGCUUGCUGAAAAAAAACAGUAUGAACCAGUGGAAAUAAAAGCAGUGAAAAAGGUAGAAGAGAGACCCAGAACAGCAGAAGAAUUGAGAGAGAGGGAGUAUUUGGGACGCAAAAACAAAAGAAUAGAAAGUCAUAAGAAAAGUGAGAAAGAAAUUAAGAAUACAGGGAUAUCCAGUUCUUCAAAAAAAGUGACUUCUCAGAAAGAAUCUGUAAAUGCAAAACUUAACAAAAGCUCAGUAGAUAAACAUUCCACACCAAAAGGCAGUCUGUCAUCUUCUAUGAGUGGUACUGAUAAGAAAUCCAAAGCACCAGCAUUGACUGAAAAACACUCACGUUCAUCAUCUUCCUCCAGAUUUGAUCAAAUGGAAAAAAACUCACAAAAUGGCUCCCUAAAAAGCUCUGCUGGUAGCAGUCAUAGUAAAUUACCUGUCAAUGGUAUUGGAAAGUCUGGCUCAAGGUCUCAUGCGCUACCCUCAAAACCAGCAGCCAAUGGGGCUCAAAGGCUACCAUCCACUAAAGAAUCCAGCCUGAAAAAGUCUGCCCAUACAAAAUCAGGAAAUGCUGCAGCCCUUCAGCAUGGAGUAAACUCCAAUGCAAAACGAUCAGGUAGCAGCUUAGGAAAAGGAGGACCUGGACAUCCAGGCGGCAGUUCAAGUGCAGGACCCGGGCGAUCGAGCAGCAAUUCUGGCAUGGGACCUGGAAGGCCAGGAAGUGGUUUAAACUCAGGACCUGGGCGACUGGGCAGCAGCUCAGCCACAGGACCUGGAAGGCCAGGCAGCAGCUCAAGCCUGGGACCUGGGCGGCUGGGUGGUGGCUCAGGCAUGGGACCUGGAAGGCCAGCUGGCAGCUCAAGCACAGGACUUGGGAAACCGGGAAGCAGCUUGGGCACUGGACCAGGAAGGCCAGGAGUCAGCACAAAUGCAGGACCUGGGCGACCAGGCAGCAGCACGGGUACAGGACCAGGAAGGCCAGGAGUCAGCUCAAGCACUGGACCUGGGCGACCAGGCAGCAGCUUGGGAACCGGACCAGGAAGGCUAGGAGUCAGCCCAAGUGCUGGACCUGGGCGACCAGGCAGCAGCUUGGGAACCGGACCAGGAAGGCCAGGAAUCAGUCCAAGCACAGGAGCCAAGCGACCAGGCAGCAGCUUGGGAACAGGACCAGGAAGACCAGGCAUCAACCCAAGUGCAGGACCUGGGCGACCAGGCAGUGGCUUGGGUACAGCUGUAAAACCGAAGUGUACUGUUGUAUCAGAAACUAUUUCUUCUAAAAACCUAGUCACGAGACCUAGCAAUGGACAGUUAAAUGGAAUGAGAUCUCUUCAAGGGCAUAGACCUGUGCUUCAUCCACAAGGUCUUGGAAGACCACCUAUUGGUUAUAAGAGACAAAUAGAUGAUGAUGAUGAUGAAUAUGACUCUGAAAUGGAUGACUUCAUUGAAGAUGAAGGGGAACCCCAAGAAGAAAUAUCAAAACAUAUUCGGGAAAUAUUUGGCUAUGACCGGAAAAGAUACAAAGAUGAAAGUGAUUAUGCCUUACGUUACAUGGAGAGCAGCUGGAGAGAGCAACAGAAAGAAGAAGCUAGGAGCUUGAGACUCGGUGUUCAGGAGGACUUAGAAGAAUUGAGACGGGAAGAAGAAGAAUUAAAACGCAAGAGACAGUCUAAGAAGCUGAGGACACGUUAACUGACCUAUGGUGUUGACUUUUCAUGUUUCUGCUACCCUCUGCCUCCAUACAUCUUUUAUUCUACUUCAGUUUCCAUUUGCUUGUUAGAGGGCAAAAGAAUAUUUAAAGCGAUUAAAGUACUGAAAAGCAAGGCUUUAGUUUGACCUAAAUAAGAUAUUUAUUUUUAAUACUUGCCAGGGUUGGUUUUUUAUGAAGAAAUUAAUGCACUAAUGCAUAUUAUUAAGUGGAAUAAAAUUAAUAGAUGUUUCCAUUGAUUAAACCAGUUCAAGAUGCCAGCAGAAAUAAUGACUAGCUAUGCACUGACUUGGAACUGUGUAGGCCCAUAUACCAGUAAACCAAUUUUGCAUUCAUUUGAAAGAAAGGAAUAGCAUUCUUGUUCCCUGAUAUUUCUUGAGACUUGGAGAAAUUGCUUUAUAUCCUAUUCUGUCUCCCAACUUGAGCCUCAAAGUAUUGAAGUGUUGUCUUCUGUACAGAAGCAGCUUGGGUGUAAAUUCAGCUGUUGCCACAGAUGUUCAAAGCAAUAAAGUGCUGCAUAUUUUCUGAUCUGAGGACCCAUAAAAGAAUUUGAACCUCUUUAUUUCUAAACAGAAGAGUGCAUGUCAUUUGCAAAUUGUACAGUUAUAAGUAUGGCCAAAAGAUUAUGUUGGCUUUUGCUGUGUCUGGAAUUCCAAUGCCAAUCUAAUUCAGUAUGAUAAAUACACACUCUGAAAACAGGAAUUUCUGGUGUUUGUAUGUAACUUGUGCUUUUGGGCUCAAGCAUAUGCUUGGGAAUUCUUUUCCUGCCCUGUAAAUCUUCACAUUUGUUUAACAGCUUCUGCUGCUUUUACAAAUUGUGUACAGUGCACAUGUUUUUUCUUGCAUUAAACAUCCGAUGUGUUAAAUGAUUUAAAAUGUGAAGCAGUCAUUUAUCUAAUUAGGCUUGCUAUUUAGAAAGCACAUCAGAAUUAAUUUUUGUUAGAAUGUAUUUGCAGCUCUUCAGCAUUUAACAACUUCAUGUUAGCUCAUUAAUAAUUGCAAUUAAUUUCAUCAAACCAAAAAUCUAAAAUGCAUAGUAGGAGAGUUAGUUCAGUUACUUACCUUAAUGCCCAUAUUUGCACAUUAUUUCUAACUAUGCACUUAAAGACUGUUUCUUUCAGUAACUGAAAUUGUUUACAAUCAGCACAGGGUUCAUGUAAUUCUACAGGAGUUGUACUGAGAGUUUGAAGCUCAAAUCUGGUGUUGCAUCUACUUUGAUUUCCCCAGGUUGCCCUUCAAAACUCACCAGUUACCACUACUCAACUUGGCCUCAAGCUCCAGGACUCCAUUGAUAGUACCUCUGGCUUCAGCUGCUGAGGCUGUUACGUUUUAAUGCUAGAAGUACUUUGAAAAGUAAAAAAAGGUGUUUGGGGUGCGGGGAGGAAAGUAAAAGAAUAAAAAGGAAAAACUACAGUGUAGAAAAACGACAAAGGAACCUUUCCUAUCAGGGAGCUAUUCUUAACAGUGCUGCUUCUAGGAAGCAGUUCAGAUAGCAACCUGUAAGGAACAAUCUUGGAAGCUGCUGAAGUUUAAACAUCUGACUCUUAAUGUAAGAAAAAGCAGACUUGCCUUUUUAAGAUGUUUUCUGUCAAUGGUGUAGCAUUUCACUGCCUCAGUAAAACACUGACAUGAGUAAGCUAUUGGAAUGGAUUCUAUAAACUAAUUCAGUAUUAGCUGACAGGAGCCCAGAUGAAGAUACCAUUGUUGCUCCUCUGUAUUUUUAACUUUCUUUACUAACUAACAAAAGCUGUUUCUCAGUGUAUGCACUUGAGAUCACGCAAGAUAGCUAAACCUCACUGUUUGUCUAGAAGUGUUGUACUUGCUCUACUUCAUUGGGACAAUCUAAGAUUUUCUGUUGUAGUUGCUAGAAUUAUCCAUUCAAGACAAUGAACCCUGGGACCAUGAUCAAGUUACUGUUUUUAUUUUUUUAAUUCUUUUUAGCUGGAGAAAGCUCUGGGUCUGUCAACCCAGACAGUUAUAGAUCAGCUGUGAGCAAUUUCCUGCCUGGUUGGAAAAAAAGUUGGGAAAAACAGUCUCUUAUGAAGCAAAUGAAAUAUAUUAAUUCAAAAUUGGUUCAGCUGGGAAUUAAAUCUGCAUUUCAGAUAAAUAUAAGCUAAAUAAAACCUGAUUAUUUCACCACUUUCUUGAUUAUUUAACCAUGCAAGAUCAGUUAAAUGUCUUAAUCUGUAAAGCACUUUGUCAUUUGUCUUUUAGAUGGUGACUGGAAUGUACUCUGCUAGCCUCCCUAAGGCACUGUGUAACUGUUUAUUCGUUGCUUAAAUUUCAUCUCUCAUGAAAAAUUACUCAAGGACACAUUUGUAAUUUUACAGUAGAGAAGUACUUUCUCAUAAUUGGCAUGGGAUGCUAAUGGUUUUCAAAUUUUGUACAAAUGUUUGGGGUUUAAUGUGUUUGCAUUUGCAUAUUUGUAAAUUGGCUAGGAAGGAACUAAAUUUGGGGGUUUUAGUUCCUGACCUUGUAUCCAAAAAUGUGUUUACUGCUUGUCAGAUUAGUAGUAUUAAUCUAAGGAGAGUGCUUCAGUACUCAUCCAAAGUGCAUCUGAAUUUGAGGUCAAGAAAAACUGGAAGAAUGCUUAUAUUGGUUUACAAGGAUCUGAUGUUAAGCUAAAGAUUUAAUUGUAUUUAAUGGAAUUCUGGUUUGGUUUUUAGAUUUUUAAUUCACUGUCUGACAAUGUGCCUUUUUUACUAAAUUGUGUCAAAAAAAAAAAAUGAAUGUAGGAGUAUAAAAAGGUUGGUUGGUUUCUGCUAUCUCAGAUUCUAUAUCCUUAAACUUGAUAGUGUGAAAUAACACACUUCUCAUAAAACCCUUCCAGGUCUGGCUUUGAUUGCACACUUACAGUAGCUACUUCUUUACUGCUAAUGCUAAAUCAAAUGAAGGGCACUUUCUAUUGAUGACUACUUUUUGAAAAUGUCUUGUAUUUACACUUGAGCUGUAUUUCACUUUACAGCGAUGUCUUUUGGAGGCCAGGGUUUUGCAUAUCACAGGAAGCCUUAGUGUGCAACUCUGUGCUGUGCUUUAAAAUAAAAAUCUUUCCAAGAAGUAUAUGAGAUCUCUAUGGAAAUCUGGAUUUAUUUUUGUGUAAAGCCCAAAAUAUUGUCCAGGAAAACUAAUUUUCUAUUUUUUUUUGCAUUUUGUAACAUAAUCUAGUAGCUGAUGCAUAUUUCUAGAUAUAGCAUAUUUCUGGAGACCAAAACAUGUCAGAAAGAAAAUAAAUAUAUGGAAAGACUGGUGUUUAAAUUGUGAUGAAUGUACUUCUAUUUAUUUUGGUGAGUGGGUGUGAUGCAAUAUUAAAAUGUUAGUGUGUAAGUAAAGGUACUUCUAGGUCUAGCCAAUGAUUUUUUUCUUUGGGGAUAUCAUUUGUGCACAAUGUCUUUUUACACAAUGUGACAAAUCAGGUUAAAAUCUCGUACAUAGCUUAACUGUUUUCUGGUGCUGUCAAGAAAGUGUAUACUUUUGCACACACCAAAUGCAUAUAAGUUUUGCAGAGUAUGUAUACAAUAAAUUGCAGGCAUUAAACACUUUA
This is a messenger RNA of Egretta garzetta (little egret), 5798 nucleotides long. It is a transcript of the gene SPTY2D1, whose product is annotated as SPT2 chromatin protein domain containing 1. Gene Ontology annotation, cellular component: nucleolus. Lineage: Eukaryota; Metazoa; Chordata; Aves; Pelecaniformes; Ardeidae. Gene Ontology annotation, biological process: nucleosome assembly; regulation of DNA-templated transcription. The record is from RefSeq and is a predicted model, not a curated record. Bases 16 to 2241 code for a protein of 741 amino acids. The transcript has 5 exons. Gene Ontology annotation, molecular function: DNA binding; histone binding.